CCCUCUGCCCCCACCACCCUCUCUCUUUCUCUCUCUGGUCAAGGCGUUGAAGUCACACUUUGUCUCCGUCUCUUUUCUCCGUUUCCCACCGCUGCCGCAGCAGCUUCCUCCGGCGGCGAAGCGUUACGGUCUUUCAUUCGUCGAUAGGCUGUGGUCGCAACAGUAAACAAUGCCAGCACAGAAGCGGUUGCAUGGGUCUCUGGAGGAGCACGAGGAUGCUCUGCGCGCCAACAGCGUCGAGAAGCAAGAAGAUGAAGUCGAAUCCGAUCGAAGCAACUCUUUGAGCAACGGCGACAAGGAGGAAUAUGUGGUUAUAAAAUUGGCAGAUGUACGCAAGGAAGUUCAGUGCCCCAUCUGCCUAGGCAUCAUUCGGAAAACAAGAACUGUAAUGGAAUGCCUGCAUCGCUUUUGCAGAGAGUGCAUAGACAAAUCUAUGCGUCUUGGUAACAAUGAAUGCCCCGCUUGCCGUACACAUUGUGCUAGCCGACGCUCACUCAGGGAUGAUCCAAAUUAUGAUGCCUUGAUUGCUGCUCUCUAUCCAGAUAUUGAUAAGUAUGAGGAGGAGGAAUUGGCAUUACACGAAGACGAGGUGACUCACAAUAAACAGAAGAUUCAAGCUUCCAUUGCUCAGACUCUUAGACGACAGACAGAAGCAUUGGGUAAGAAACGGAAUGCUAAAUCAGCAGCAGUGGCUUUCGUAAGGAGGUCACAAGGUAACUAUCGAACCUCAAAUAUGAGGAGAAGAAAACGCUUCAGAAAUGCAGGUGAACAAGAAGUAUCCGAUGACAAUGAGGGUGUGAAUGAUAAUGAAGGGGGGAAGGGCUCAUCUUCCUGUGAUGAGCAGACUGAAAACAGACCAAAAAGAUGCAAAAGAGGCGGAGAAACACAGUUUCCUCAGCAUUCUGCCUCUACUGACGCGGAUGUAGCCGGAGAGGAAAAUACUCCUGAAGGGGAUAGAGAUGUCAUAACUUCAUCUGGUAGUACACUUGCCUGGGGGAAGAAUGGACAGCGGAGUCACACCCGAGGAAAUGGCAAGAAUUCUGCCAAUGGGAAAAAUUCCAAAAACAGUCGCAUCUCCAAGUUGGUUGAUCGUCUUCACAGCUCUGAAGAAAAUGAUGACAGGUCGGAUAUCUUUCUUGUGGUUGUCUCUAUGGAUAAACAAAGAGGACCAAAUUUGCAGGAGCCAUACCUUCAGUGCAAGCCUACAUUGUCAGUCAGUUCACUGAGCAAGUAUGUUGCAGUUAAGACUGCACAGCAGCCAGAUGAUGUUGAGUUAUGCUUGGUAGAAGAGCCGGGAGAGCCGCAAGUCAAUAUUAUAAGAGGUGAAAGAACAGUUGAUCCAAAAAAAGAUAAGGUACGUGCUCUAGGAGAACAAGAAACGUUGGCUGAACUGAAAAGUUGUAACCUCAUCCGUGGUUAUCUGCUCAUGGCUUAUAAGAGGAAGUUGUAGAAUUCAGUUCGCUCGAACUGAAUGAUGAACAGUCAUCUGAACCAUUCUUUGCUAAGUGCACAAACAUAUAAUUAUACGGAACACGGAGAAAUCAUAGAUAGUUUUCAACAUUUAUCUAGUAAGUGCCUUCCUCAUAUUAUAAGCCGAAGGGGGCUGAUCUUAGUUUGUAAAUAAGACAGUAAAGAAAAACCACAGGUAGAGGGUAUUUUGAUACACAACAGGUUUCGUAAAUCUUCACAUAAAUAUGUUACUAAGUUGCAUUCAGUGGCCAUUCAUGUCACAUCGGUGGCUAUGGUAAGUUUGUCCGUCAGUUUGUGUUUGUGUGUGGUAAAACACUACGGUUUGUUUUUUUCAUUACAAAUGUGGUUUUAUUUUUUAUUUUUUCAAAUAUCGAAAUGUACCGAAGACAUAUUGAUCAAUUU
Messenger RNA from Arachis stenosperma, 1872 nucleotides. RefSeq names its product putative E3 ubiquitin-protein ligase RING1a. The transcript is spliced from 10 exons. The record is from RefSeq and is a predicted model, not a curated record. The coding region runs from base 170 to 1450 and encodes 426 amino acids. NCBI's taxonomy places the organism in Eukaryota, Viridiplantae, Streptophyta, Magnoliopsida, Fabales, Fabaceae.